AUGAAUAUUUUUAAAAUUACAGAAAUAAAGUAUAGGUUUGCUCGAUCUUUCUUCUCUAGUAUUCCUUUAAGAGCUUAUUUUGUUCGUCGGACUCGAUUUGGAUCUUUACCUGUAUAUUUAGAUAUUAAAGGUGGAGGAACAAAACAUUUAACAUUAAUUAGAAAAGUAGAAGGAAAUGCUCAUGAGUUAUGCAAAAAAUUAGAAAAAGAUCUUAAAUUAAGUCAAAAAGAAUUGUUUGUUAACAAUUUAACAAAACAUGUGAUUAUAAAAGGAUCAAGAGUAAAUGAAGUCAAAGAAAUCCUUAUUAAAGAUGGAUUUUGA
Molecule: messenger RNA, 321 nt
Organism: Pneumocystis murina B123
Lineage: Eukaryota; Fungi; Ascomycota; Pneumocystomycetes; Pneumocystales; Pneumocystaceae
Exons: 3
Coding region: 1-321 (106 amino acids)
Biological process (GO): translation
Cellular component (GO): ribosome; mitochondrial large ribosomal subunit
Molecular function (GO): structural constituent of ribosome
Source: RefSeq, a predicted model, not a curated record